AUGCUAGCUUUGAUCCCGUUCAGAGAUCCGAAGAAACGACGGCGACCACCAGCAGAGGACACCGACAGCUCUCACAUGUCUCUUCAUACCCUCCCCUAUGAUCUACUCCUCAAUAUAACUUUUUAUUUGGAUCUACGGGAUAUACACGCGUUGCACCUGACUUGCAAGUCACUGUACACGUUCUCCACGACGAAGCCAGUCUAUCGGAAGCUUGCCAAUGAUUUGCUGCGCCGAUGUCGCGCCCUGCCUUUAAGGGGGUUCCAGAGGUUAACGGACCUCAGCGUGGAUCAGCUCAUACGAGCGGUCAAUACUGCUACUCGCUACGAGCGUGCUUGGAGAGUCCGGGAGCCGAGGCCGAUUUCAACGACGUUCGAAUGCGGCAAUAGCUUGGAAGCACAGUCCAACGGCUGUAGUUCGUGGUACAAGGUCGUCAGCGCUCCUCCAAACGAAGACGUUGAUUGGUUAUCACCCAUUACCUCCAGCUACACACUCUGUGCGACCAAGAGCGGGAAAGUCGUGUGUUGGGACGUUCAGUCGGAUCAAUGUCUUGCAGAAUGGAAUCCGGGGGAGCGAUGGGAGUUAUGGAAGUGUAGGGUUGAAUUCGAGGAACGAACAGUUUUUUUCACCAUGGCCAAGGUCCUGUCUGGCGCCUACGAUGAUGAACGAGUGAUGGAGUUUGUACUCAUGAAGUUAUACUUCCCAGAAGAUCCGAAACACGCUCUAAAGGAAGCCAAAGAUCGCCCCCCUCCUGUGUUUUCCCGGGUUAUGGAAUUCAAAACCACUGGCGUAGUCAUGAACGUUUUCCUGCUUGAUCCUUCAGCUCGGCUAUUGGCAGCGUUUGUUUGGGUAUCGAGUUCGAAUACCAUAGGGUUAUACGCUCUUCUGGAUUGGGAUAAACCAGAGUAUGUCUUCAUAGACACCGGCAUUGAAUGUAAAAUGUCCUCAAACUGGUCGUGUAUUUUAUAUGAGCGCAACAUAGUCAUACACUCCGAAGAAAGCGACUCUGCUUUCCAAUACUUUUAUCCCUUAAGCCUGCUGGAAGAGUAUAAGAAGCAGCUUGCUGCCAAGACCUCCGUUCCUGCUAUCGCGGCACAUGUACCCCCCGCGGAGACCCUCACCAAACGGUUUAUAUUCCCUCGCCCGACCCCAAGCCAACCCCAGCCCACACAAAACGGCGCCUCUAUCGCAAGUCACCCUGGCACGCCGAUCCCAACGCCAUUUCUUGCGCUCCCUGGCCUCAACGGCCAUGAUCACGACGCGUCCACUUCGACCACGCCCACUGAUCCGUUUCAGACGACGCCCCCUCCUACACCAACCCCCCCUGCGCUUACUCCCCCGACUCCGAACCCCUUCCCGUUCCCCCCGUGGUACCCUGAGAGUGCCCACUUUGUCCGACAGUGGUGGCCCAGUCUACCAGGAAUACCGCGCGUGAGCUGCACAGUGGUGCUGCUAGCUUCUCACGAUCCGGAUACGCAUCGAACGCGUUUCGUCCUGGCGCAGCAUUACUUCCGCGUCCCCCUCUCCCAAGAAAACUGGACGCAUGCGAUCGGGCCGUCCGAUACCGGACGAAUUCGCUCGUCCCAUGCAGAAGAGGCAAUGGGAGGCCCGUCAUCAGCCAAGGGCGGUGCUCCGGGGCCCCGCCCAAAGAGGAAGAACAACGACGACGCGCUCAUGCGGCUGUGGUACGUCAGCACGCCGUUCGAGGUCGUCUGUGUGUUGGAUGGCAUGGAGGAUGAAGACGAAAACGGCGGGAUGAGCGAACGCCCGCGCCCGUUAGUCGCCGUCGACUUCGGGCACGCCGUGUGGAUCGAAUACAACGAUACCGACGCCGACCGUCCCGGCAGCGACCCCGAAGCCAAGUGGCUGCGCUUCGUCACGUUCCCUCCAUACCCCGGUGAAGAUGGCGAGAACCUCACCAACGACGGCGGACCCCGCAUCGGCGUCGAGGGCGAGGUGAAGACGCUGGUGACGCCCCCGGAGCUGGACUUGGAUAGCGUGGAGACGCUCAAUAUUGACCAGUCGCAAGGCGCGGUCAUAUUGUCGGUGAAAGAGGGCAAGAUUUUUAUUCUCUGUUAUGAGUGA
Pleurotus ostreatus (oyster mushroom) is the source of this 2082-nucleotide messenger RNA. RefSeq lists its product as uncharacterized. The record is from RefSeq and is a predicted model, not a curated record. Gene Ontology annotation, molecular function: protein binding. NCBI's taxonomy places the organism in Eukaryota, Fungi, Basidiomycota, Agaricomycetes, Agaricales, Pleurotaceae. Bases 1 to 2082 code for a protein of 693 amino acids. The transcript is spliced from 4 exons.